AUGGCUGGAAAAUUUCUUACACUUGUUCUGUUCUGUUCUGUUUUUGUUGCGGUAUAUGCUCACGACUCCCAUCACGGACAUAGCCACGAACAUCACCAUCAUGGACAUAGCCAUCACGAACCCAGCCACGAUCAUCAUCAUCAUCAUCAUCACGGACAUAGCCAUGAUUUUGAAGACGAACAUAUUGAUGAACAUCCUGCCCGAAAAUAUCAACAAAAAGCAAAUACUCCGAAUCCAAGCAGUCAUUCUUCAGCCAAAAAACCUGUUACAACUCAAGCCUCAAAUGGGAAAUGGACAAAAUGGCUUCAGGCGAUAGGAGCGACUUUGCUGAUUAGUGCUGCCCCUUUCUUCAUCCUAUUUUUCAUCCCACUACAAAGCAAUACGGCUGACCAGCAACCACUGUUAAAAGUACUUCUAGCUUUUGCUUCUGGAGGGCUCUUAGGAGAUGCUUUUCUUCAUCUGAUCCCCCAUGCGAUUUCACCACAUUCGCACCACGGCGAUCACGAACACUCUCAUUCUCACUCGCAUGGUUCUCACGAAAGCGGUCAUGAUCAUUCGUCCGAAAUGGCUGUGGGUCUUUGGGUUUUAGCUGGCUUGAUAGCCUUUCUAAUGGUUGAAAAGUUUGUGAGGCUGGUCAAGGGAGGCCAUGGCCAUUCACAUGGUGCCCCUAAAACCGACCACGAUUCAAAUUCUGUUAAGAACGGAGAGGUCGUAACAGAAAAAGACGCAGAUGAGGUACCCGAAGAGAAUGACAAGGAGUUGCGCGAAAGAAAAAAGACUGAUGAAGUCGCUCAAAAGGAAAUAAAAGCAAAAACUGCGUCGGGUGAGUUAAGAUUUUUACUCCAAAUCGAAGGUUACGUGGAUAUUUGGAAGCCAUUUGAAGUAGGUCACGUGUCGUAAAUUUUUAAUUUUACUUUUCUAAUAAUUACGAGGAUUUCUUUCUGUUUUUGAAGACCCUUUUUAAUCAGUUUGAAAUAUUAUUUGACACGUAAGUGUUUCUCGUCGAAUUUAUUCAAUUUGUACUGUGCGAAUGUUUGUUUUCCCUAGAUGAAUUUCCACAACCACGGGUAUCGGAAAAGCAACGAAGAAAAUUGAUUUCCGAGUCAGUGAGCCAGAAGAGUACUAGAAAAUUUCUUGUUAAUCCUAACAGCUGCUAUUUUCCCAUGAACUCAUCUUUUAAAAUCGCCGCGUUUUGGUGUAUUUUUUCAGCUUUUAGGAGAAUUUUAAGGACUUCAAAGUAAACAUACAGCGAUCGAACAUAAAAUUGUAUGCAAAUUUUGUCUCGUUGACGUGUCAAUACGAAAUUGAUCCUCGUGCCUGAAAAAAUACAACUGGGUAAUUGUUUGGAAAAAAGGGGUUUUUUAGACAUCUUAGACAGGAUGCAAGUGUCAGGGUUGCUUGUUUAUAAAGUUCAUUUACUCUCAAGAAUGUGAAAGUUUUUUUAGCUCAUAUUUUUAAAACAAUUUUCAUACAAAAAAUUAGAUUUAUUGUGGUAUAAACUGAAAAAUUAAACUAAAAUUCCCACCACCUCAUUUUUUUGAGAUAGCUCUCUGGAAAAAAAAACUUUCCUGAUACACUCCCUGUUAUCAGCUUGUUUGAGAAACAGCCUAAAAUAAUAAGAAAAGUAACACCAUUUUGGGCACAGAGGAAGGAGGGUGGGGGGGGGUUGGUGUAUGAAAACGGAACAUGCCCAAGAAUAAAUUAACUAUUUCUUCCCCAGAAGUGACCAAAAUCAUAUUUCAAUGAAAUUUGCAAACUUUAUUUCUGUUCAAUGCUGAUAAACAUAAAUAAUACCAUGUGAGAGUACUGGGGUUCCAUGUUUUUGAAUGGUCACACUGGCCCAUAGUAUAAUUUUUUUCAUCAGCUUGUAGUUAGAAUGACUUAACAAGAGACACCAUUAUUGAAAAAGAAAGAGUGAUGAUAUUGAAGCAGAGAAAAAAUAAGUUUUUGAAAUCUCUGAUAAUUGAAAAAGCAAUAUUUUCAUUCUUUUUUGAAUUUGAUCGCACUGUUCUGUGGUUGUCAUAACAACAUUUCUUCCAUCAUGUAAUUUGCUGAAUUUUGAAAUAGGAAGGGUUUGAAUUGGAAGACUUUGGGGUUAGAUUUUAUAAAUAAUUAUUCGUCUGUUGUUUCUUUGUAGUUCCGCAUGAUCAUGGCGAUGAUAUAAAGGUGGCAGGCUACUUAAAUCUCGCUGCAGAUUUCACUCACAAUUUUACUGAUGGUCUAGCCAUUGGAGCCUCAUUUCUUGUGAGUCGUAAUCUUGGUGUAAUCACCACUUUUACGAUCCUUCUUCAUGAAGUUCCUCAUGAGAUUGGAGAUUUUGCAAUUCUUGUUCAGUCUGGUUGCAACAAGAGAAAGGUAGGCAGAUUUGCAGUUGAAUUCAGCUGGCUUGCAGCGGUCAUUAGUUGCAACUGAGUUAGUAUUGCUUUGGUAAAACUUCUGAAAAUUCUUAGGCAUGCCUUCUUAAAAUUAAAAAAUAUAUUUUGUGAAGAUAUGAUGUGAAAAUAUAUUUUGUGAAGCAUAAAGAUGUUUAAAGUUCCAAUAUAUAGAACUUUUCUAUACACAAACCAUAUUUUUUCCUUAGCUUUUGAUCUUGAUAAUGAUGACAAGAAGCCAUUUGAAACACCAAGUUUCUGUAUAUCAUCGAUUUUUGUUUUAUUAAAGUGAAUCCGAUUCGGUAAUCACUCAGAAAAAACCUUGAUUUGUGAUCACCCAUGUGAUCACUACAUGCUUAUUUCUUUGUAUUAAGUCUCUUACCUCAGAAAAAAACUUCACUGUAUGACACACUGAGCUUAAAUUUUCUGGUUUUUAUUAUUAUUACUUUUUAAUUUCAGGCAAUGUUACUUCAACUGACAACUGCAACUGGUGCCUUGGCUGGGACAUUUUGUGGCUUACUUGCGGAAAACAUUGGGGAGUCUGCUGCUACACUAUGGAUCCUACCUUUCACAGCAGGAGGUUUUAUUUAUAUCGCCACAGUGUCUGUUAUUCCUGAAUUACUGGAGGACACCAAAAUUGGCCAGACCAUUAAAGAACUUGUAGGAUUAUUUGUCGGGGUCUUGAUGAUGGUCCUAAUUGCUAAGUUUGAGUAA
Porites evermanni is the source of this 3086-nucleotide messenger RNA. NCBI's taxonomy places the organism in Eukaryota, Metazoa, Cnidaria, Anthozoa, Scleractinia, Poritidae. The record is from the annotation of a GenBank genome assembly.